Messenger RNA from Fukomys damarensis (Damara mole-rat), 2898 nucleotides. Its product is annotated as beta-galactosidase-1-like protein 2. The record is from RefSeq and is a predicted model, not a curated record. Gene Ontology annotation, biological process: carbohydrate metabolic process. Gene Ontology annotation, cellular component: vacuole. The transcript has 20 exons. NCBI's taxonomy places the organism in Eukaryota, Metazoa, Chordata, Mammalia, Rodentia, Bathyergidae. Gene Ontology annotation, molecular function: beta-galactosidase activity. The coding region runs from base 114 to 2042 and encodes 642 amino acids.
UAAGACCUGGAAAUCUUGUUAAUGAUUCCACACUGUUUAACUUAGAUGAUCUUUCAGGUAUCUGAGUCUCAAACUCUAUAGCUGUGAUCAGGAGAGGGCUCGGAGGUGUCUUCAUGUUGAGCAUUGUGUUUGUCUUGUUCCUGACUGCAUCAGCUUGCUCUCCCCCUGCAGCUGGGUCCAGUUCUGUGAGUGAUUCUGAAGAAAGACUCCUUCCAAGGUUGGACUGGAGCACCCUGAUCCCACCCUGGCUUCGACAUCAGCGAUUAGGGCUGCAGGCCAAAAACCAAAACUUUAUGCUGGAGGACACCACCUUCUGGAUCUUCGGGGGCUCCAUACACUAUUUCCGUGUGCCCAGGGAAUACUGGAGGGACCGCUUGCUCAAGAUGAAAGCCUGUGGCUUGAAUACCCUCACCACCUAUGUCCCGUGGAACCUCCAUGAGCCAGAAAGAGGCAGAUUCGACUUCUCUGGGAACCUGGACCUGGAGGCCUUUAUCCUGCUGGCUGCUGAGAUUGGGCUGUGGGUGAUUCUGCGCCCAGGCCCCUACAUUUGUGCUGAAAUUGACCUUGGGGGCCUGCCCAGCUGGCUGCUCCAAGACCCUAGCAUGAAGCUGAGAACAACUUACAAGGGCUUCACCGAGGCAGUGGAUCUUUACUUUGAUCACCUAAUGUCCAGAGUGGUGCCACUCCAGUACAAGCACGGGGGACCCAUUAUUGCUGUGCAACUGGAAAAUGAAUAUGGUUCCUACAACAGAGACCCUGUUUACAUGCCUUACAUCAAGAAGGCCUUGGAAGACCGUGGUAUCAUAGAACUGCUUUUGACUUCAGACAACAAGGAUGGUCUGCAGAAGGGAGUGGUCCAUGGAGUGCUGGCCACCAUCAACCUGCAGUCACAACAGGAACUACAGUUACUGACCACUUUCCUCUUAAGUGUCCAGGGGAAUCAGCCCAAGAUGGUGAUGGAGUACUGGACAGGGUGGUUUGACUCGUGGGGAAGCCCGCACAAUAUCUUGGAUUCCUCUGAGGUUUUGGAAACAGUGUCCGCCAUCGUCAAUGCUGGCUCCUCCAUCAACCUCUACAUGUUCCACGGAGGCACCAAUUUUGGUUUCAUAAAUGGAGCCAUGCAUUUCAGUGAAUAUAAGUCUGAUGUCACCAGCUACGACUAUGAUGCGGUGCUGACGGAGGCUGGUGAUUACACGGCCAAGUACGGGAAGCUCCGAGAUUUCUUUGGCUCUCGCUCAGGUGCCCCUCUCCCUCCCCCACCUGACCUUCUCCCCAAGAUGGCCUAUGAGCCAAUGGCACCAUCUUUCUAUCUGUCACUGUGGGAUGCCCUCAAGUACAUGGGUAAGCCCAUCAAGUCUGAGAAGCCCAUCAACAUGGAGAACCUGCCAGUCAAUGAUGGGAAUGGACAGGCUUUUGGGUAUAUUCUGUAUGAGACCACCAUUGCCUCGUCGGGUGUCCUCCAUGGUCAUGUGCGUGAUCGGGGCCAGGUAUUUGUGAAUACAGUGUCCAUAGGAUUCUUGGACUAUAAAACAACGAAGAUUGUUAUCCCUUUGAUCCAGGGUUACACCAUGCUGAGGAUCUUGGUGGAGAACCGUGGGCGAGUCAACUACGGGAAUAAUAUUGACGAUCAGCGCAAAGGUCUGAUUGGAAAUCUCUAUCUAAAUAACUCUCCCCUGAAAAACUUCAGAAUCUACAGCCUGGAUAUGAAAAAGAGCUUCUUUCAGAGGUUCACCACUGAUAAAUGGAGCACUCUCCCCGAAGCACCUACAUUUCCUGCUUUUUUCUUGGGUGUCCUCUCUGUUGUCCCUUCCCCUUCUGACACGUUUCUGAAGCUGGAGGGCUGGGAGAAGGGGGUUCUGUUCGUCAAUGGCCAGAACCUUGGACGAUAUUGGAAUGUUGGACCCCAGGAGACCCUCUACCUCCCAGGGGUCUGGCUGAACCCAGGAGACAACCAGGUCAUUAUUUUUGAGGAGACAAUGGCAGGUCCAGUGGUGCAAUCCACUGACAUCCCCCACCUGGGCAGGAACCAGUACAUUCACUGAGCAGCAGCCCCGUGCCUCCUUCUUGGACUUGCUAUCUUCACCUCCCUGUAGGAGUCUCCUUAAGUAGCAUUCUCAGGGACCUGAGGGCCACAGUCUACCCUUGGUCUGAACCCUCCACCUGGGGGUCCUGGAGAGCAAGGUGGAAGGCAUGGGGGACCCCUUGCCUCUAGAUGGCUCCUUGGCCUGGCUUUGUGGCUGGUACUUUCCCACCUCCUUGCCCUCAUGGGAUAGGCCUCAGGGAUGUCUCUGAGAUGUGGGAAUGUUUAGUCAGAUACCAGUGAUGAAUGCUGGGUCCCCAGACAAGGUGCUGAAGCUGGGGGCCUCUCCCACUCUGGAGUAAAAGCCCUGCUGGUCAGUCUGCUGAACACAGGUGUGCUCUCAAAUGUCCAGGGCUGUACCCCACAUGGCCCCUUUCUGUCCCUGAAGUUGUGGGUUUGUCACUGGUUGUAGAGGAUAGGGAAGGGGGCAGUCUCAUCUGAGUCAACUUUAUUUUUUUCUUCACUACCCUCUCUGAGCUGCCUCUGGGAUUCUGGAAGACACUCCAUUUGAGAAACAAUGUUCUCUCUUUUUCACUCCUGCAGUCUGUCUGAUAGGAUGACACACUAAACUUAAGAGAAACAGAAAUAGCCACUCACUCUCCUGAAUUAGAAAGCAUUUCCAGUUGUACUCAAUGAGAAGUAUACUUUGAAGGGAAAUGUGGAUUGUAGCAGAAAGUCCACCCCACAUCUCACUUCAAGGGAUAGAAAGUCAGAGGUCCAGCUAAGUGACAUUGGGCAGGUGGCCCCCAGGGAAUGUUGGGGGUAGCCAGAUGGUCCACAGGUCUAGCCCAGGCAUUGUCCCCAGUUUGGUAUGUCCC